AUGAAUACCGAUGAAAAUUGUCAAAAUUACACUGAAAAAAAGUACAUAAGAUUUAAAGAUCUUAGAUCAGUAAAACAACCUGACAUACAUGGUGAUAAAGUUCAAGAUCUAAAGGAUCAGUUAAAUGAUGGAAAACAUCAACAAAAAAAACAAGGUGUGUCUCUUAUGCAAUUUUUGCGAACCGAGUUAACAAGAGGUUAUCAAUUAGAAAAUGACGAAGAAAGGUUUUCUGCAAGAAGAGAGAAGAUUUACUCUUUUAUGAAAAUUCCAAGAGAAGUUGAAAAAUUUAUGAUAUAUGGAUUUUUGCAAUGUGUAGACUCUUUUCUGUUUGUUUAUACAUUUUUACCAUUAAGAUUUAUGAUGGCACUAUGGACAGUAGUAACAAGACCUCUUCGGUACUGUUUAGGGAAGGACAAGAAUAAUUUAAAAGUUGGGGAACAGCAUCUAAGACCAGCAGAGAUCUGCGACCUUUUGAAAGGAAUCGUGGUGAUCAGCUGUUGGGCAGUCACAUGGAAAGUCGACACCUCUAUGAUGUACCAUUUGGUGAAAAGUCAAUCAGUAAUAAAAUUAUACAUAUUUUAUAAUAUGCUGGAGGUUGGGGAUAGAUUGUUCAGCUCUUUUGGUCAAGAUACAAUAGAUGCCCUUCUGUGGACAGCCACGGAACCUAGGUCGAAGAGGAAAACUCGUUCUCAGCAUUUGGGUACUAUACCCCAUUUGAUGUUCGCUGGUACCUAUGUUCUACUUCACAGUAUAUUAGUACUUUUCCAAGCAACGACUUUGAACGUAGCGAUAAACAGCAGUAACAAGGCAUUGCUUACUAUAAUGAUGUCCAAUAACUUUGUAGAAUUGAAAGGUUCCGUAUUUAAGAAAUUUGACAAAAAUAAUCUAUUUCAACUGUCUUGCGCGGAUGUAAGGGAACGUUUUCAUUUAAUAAUGCUUCUUUUUGCUGUAAAUCUUCAAACAAUGAAAGAAUACGCAUGGAAAACGGAACGCCUUGCAGACCUUUUACCAGACUGUAUAAUGCUGCUCUUAGCAGAAGUUCUUGUAGAUUGGGUAAAGCACGCCUUUAUAACUCGUUUCAAUGAACUUCGUUCAACAGUGUAUAGGGAUUAUACUAUAAGUUUAGCUUACGACAUGGCUCAAACUCGUCAGGAGAACGCUUUUUCCGAUCCGUCGGACUUGGUUGCCCGUAGAAUGGGCUUCAUUCCUCUUCCGCUAGGCGUCGCGAUUGGAAGAGUGUUUUGCACGACUGUCACGCCAUCUGCGAAGCCAGCCAAUAUAAUUUUGUUCCUUUUAGCGUACCUCAUUUUAAUAGCGUUAAGGAUCUUGAAUAGUGUGGUGAUUCUCGGCAAGGCGUGUGAUUUGAUUUUGUCACAUUCCAAGGAACCCAGCGAUUCAACGACGUCCCGGAAACAUUCUUCGACUAGCAGCGAUAUAAAGAAUUCGAAUUUAGCCACAGCAAUGUUUUCCAAUAGCGCGGUUAGCCUGAAUAACGUUUGCUUGAACGACGCUGUGUUGAAGGAAGAAGUAAAUGAUGAAAAAGAUAACACAGGAAACGUUCAGUAGAGGCAAAUUUUUCGUUUUAUUUUUAUUAAUGUAUAUGUAUAUAAGUAGUACAUUUUUUAAAUUGUGGCAACUAUGUGUUAGAAAAUUUCCGAAAGCACGUAACAUGACUUUUUACAGUCAGAAGGGUGGUAGGAUUGUGCAGGAGUUGAUCCUAUGUGCAAAGGUAAAUUGAAAAUAUAGGAUACAAUUUAUGUAUACAUACUGUGUACACUGU
Habropoda laboriosa is the source of this 1780-nucleotide messenger RNA. Its product is annotated as protein TAPT1 homolog. Bases 1 to 1566 code for a protein of 521 amino acids. The transcript is spliced from 7 exons. Lineage: Eukaryota; Metazoa; Arthropoda; Insecta; Hymenoptera; Apidae. Gene Ontology annotation, cellular component: endoplasmic reticulum membrane; ciliary basal body. Gene Ontology annotation, biological process: maintenance of protein localization in endoplasmic reticulum; positive regulation of cilium assembly. The record is from RefSeq and is a predicted model, not a curated record.